AUGAGGGUGUUUUUGAUCGGUCUGUGUGUGUUCAGUACGGUGCUUAUGUCAACCGCCAUUGACGCUUACUAUGGCAUGCCCACAUAUGGCUCAUAUGGGGGUGGCGCUGCUAUUUCCCCACUUGGAUACGGGUACGGGGGCGGAUUUGGCGGUGGUCUAGGCGGUGCUGGCGGCGGCAGCGGUGGUAUGGGUGGAAUCUUUAACAUCCUCAUCUUCCUGUUCGUUUUCAUCAUCAUCAUCAACGUCUUGUUUGGUGGAGCCGGUGGUUUUGGCGGACUCGGAGGAUCAGGAAGCAGUGGCAAGAGUGGUAGCAAAUACAUUGGUGGCAGCAACUAUGGAGAUGACUUUAGCCACAGCAACUAUAAAAAAUAA
Dreissena polymorpha is the source of this 372-nucleotide messenger RNA. Its product is annotated as acanthoscurrin-2-like. The coding region runs from base 1 to 372 and encodes 123 amino acids. Lineage: Eukaryota; Metazoa; Mollusca; Bivalvia; Myida; Dreissenidae. The record is from RefSeq and is a predicted model, not a curated record. The transcript has 2 exons.